This is a messenger RNA of Chroicocephalus ridibundus (black-headed gull), 2389 nucleotides long. Its product is annotated as CMRF35-like molecule 2. The transcript has 7 exons. Gene Ontology annotation, cellular component: plasma membrane. The record is from RefSeq and is a predicted model, not a curated record. Bases 82 to 1044 code for a protein of 320 amino acids. Gene Ontology annotation, molecular function: transmembrane signaling receptor activity. Lineage: Eukaryota; Metazoa; Chordata; Aves; Charadriiformes; Laridae.
CGGUGCCGCGGGGGCUGGCCGUGCCCCGCGGAGAGGAACCGGGAGCGGCAGGACGCCGAGCUCCGCCAUCCACCAGCGACCAUGCAGCUCCUGCCGCUGCUCGCCUGGACGCUGCUGCCAGGCUGCUGGGCGGCGGUGAGGGGUCCCGGCACCGUGUGGGGAUUCGUGGGGGGGUCCCUCUCGGUGAACUGCACGUACCAGCGCGGCAAUGAGAUGAAGCCGAAAUUCUGGUGCUCUCCGACAAGCAUGAUUUUUACCUGUGGUGAUGACAUCGUCAUCACCUCGAUGCAUCAUCCGGAGGUGCGGCGGGACCGAUUCUCCAUCCGGGACAAUCGCGCACGGCGGGUGUUCACGGUGACGGUGGAGGGCCUGACCGAGCGGGAUGCGGGCAUCUACCGCUGCGGGGUGCGAACAGAGUUUCCCCGGGCUGACAAGAGUGAUGAUGUGGAGGUGAUCGUGUCCCCAGCUCCUUCUUCCCCCACAUCAUCGUCCCAUUCCCCAACCACCAAGCACCCCAGCUUCACUAGCUCUGUAUCAGUCCCCACGUGGACAACUCCCCAGGGAAAAACUGUGCCACCAGGAUCUAAUCCCCGCCUCCACAACGACCACUUGGACGUGGUCAUGCACAUCCUCACUCCAUGCAUCGCAGUGGUUCUUCUUUUGCUUGCAGCUGCUGCUGGGGUUUUGGUAAUAUUGUCCAGGAAGAGGAAGAAGGCCCUCUCCGGAGAAGCUGUAGAGAUGGACGGGAUACACAGCGCAUCACAUACGGGAGCGGACAGCUUGAACUAUGCGGACAUUAACCACCGUGCAGGCACAGCCGAGAGCCACUUGUACAGCAAUGCCGAGGCUUUCCGCCGCUCGGCAAACACUGUGACCGAAUACAUGGCGGUCAAGCACAGCAGUAAGCAUUUGGAAGAGGAGAAAGAAGUUACAUAUGCCAGAGUGUCGCGGUCCCAGCAGCCGGAGCAGCAGGAGAUCUACGCCAACGUGCCAUCAGCCCCACUGCCCAGAGGAGAGCCCUACAGCACAGUGCGGAGCGUGUGAGCCGGUCCCUGGCCCCGCGGGCUGCUCCUGUGGCCACCAGUGCCAGCGGGACACGCUCGGAGGGUUGGGCUGGCUUCUCGCUUGGGCAGGAGCCGGCUGGACAGUGGAGCUGCUGCUCUCAUAGGCUCAGACGUUUCCUUGGAGCAACCUCAAAGAGCAGGAGGUUGAGCAGGAGACACGGAGCAGGAUGAGGAUGAAAUCGUCCCCCUGCAUUUGGAGACCUCACCCAUACAGUGCCCAGGCAGAUAAAAAGAAAUAGCCCUUGCAAUGGGGUAGCCCAGGCCAGAGACCGGCCAGGCAGGGUGUGGAAGAGCCCAGCAGUGGGUGGGCUACCUGGCUUCGUGCACCCAGAGCCAACCCCGCUUGCCCCUUUUGGCUGUGUUUUUCACAUGGACUGGGACUUCCCAAACUUGCUUCUCUCCUCAGACUGACUUCUUUUCAGGCUGAUGCCAUCAGGCAGAGCUGGCAGCUCCCGGGAAGCAGGGCAGCGAGAAGUAUUACAUCCAAAUGCAUUUGUUAUAUCCAAACACUGACUCUCCGUGCAAAUAGGGUCUUGGUGCAAAGGAGGCAGCAGAGGUGCUCUUGUCCCUCCUGCGUGGCUGCUGGGAAGCUGCUCCCCCAAACCCCCUGGUCCCACAGUCCCCAGGGAGGUUUGCUCCUGCUCUCUCCCCCCCCCACCACCCCCAAGGACCCCUCGGCUGGGAGCACAUGGGCGGGCUCUUCUCUGCUUUGCUGAUAGUUUAUUUUCUUCUGUGUGAAGUAUUCCUCCUUUAUCAGUGACAGCAGCUGAGAAUCUGAUAGGGUCUAGCGCCGCGUUCGGCUGUGUUUGUACAGCAAUUUUCCACCUCACUAAAGGGUUUCUUUGCAGACUGUCACCCCCAAAGCGGGUCCGGCCCCUCGCUGCUGCCCAGGCGGACUCCAGCAGCGUGGGAACCCAGAUCGUUAAGGGGAAGGACUCUGCUGCUCCCGCAUGGACCUGCACAUUGUCCUUCCUCUUUCCCAGCCCCACUGCUGGGACACCGGUCCCCACGGGAUGUCCCACGGGGCCGCGCUUUGGGCAUCCUCUUGCCCCCUGCGUGCUGGUACCCUCCUCUGUGCAUAUUCCCUCUGCUCCUGCCUAGUGCCGGGCAAUUCAUCCAUCGUGACAACCCGCUCCCCCGAAAAACAGGUCACGGGGGUGGGCAUCUAUUUGUGAGGCCGAGCUGGGUGUAUUUCAAGGCUUCGUUUGGAGAGAAUUCGUUAACUUGGUUAACCGCCGCAAAGCUUUGUUUCGGUAUUUUUGUAAUUGUUUUAUGCAAGAAGCCACGUGGAGCAUCCCUGCUCUGCCAUAAACCAAAGGCAGCUG